CAACCUCCCCGUGCCACUCUUCCCCUCCCCCUUCCAUCCUCCCUUCCCUCUGCGACCGGUAACCAUAGCAACAGCAACGGCGGGACUACUAGAAAGACCUCCCCGUCUCUCCCCUCCCGGGCCAUAGGCAAUUUCUAUCCAACAUCAGGGGAUGGCGUCCAGUCCUUCAGGGCCUCAGGAGAAAAAGGGCACUCUAAAUUCACAUAAUCCCCCUACACCAGCGGUGUUAACCAGAUCUGAGGAGUAUUUGGUCCGUAUCAGCACAGAACUUACCAACGAGGCCCUGAUGGGAGCCCAAUAUCCAAUAGGCUCUGACCUGCCCAAGGAAUUGAAAAAACUGGACCAGGGAACUCAGAUGUCCCGACACGUGCCGCCAACCACUCGGACCAAGGGCACAGAUACUCGUUCUGACAGAAACAGGACCAGAAACAAGACUCAUCUCCUGCCAUCCAGAGAGAUGGUUGAAGAUUUUAAAGAUGAGAAAGUUAAAUUGCUGAAGUUGAAAGAGAAAGACCUAUCCCAACAUAAGCAGGUAGAGACUGUACGACAAGAGGACACUCUGGGUGGAAGCAUGUAUUUGACUCCCCGACGGAAUGCUCGGAGGUCGACUACAAUCCCAGAAGGCCUCUCUUCCUAUCCUUUGAGGAAAGAGCAAGGAAGUAUCAAGAGAGAAGAACUAGACUCAAUGGAAGGAAGUGACAGGGAAGGAGAUUUCCAUUUAGGAAAAAUAUUCCAUCAGAACUGCUCACCAGCUGCCUCAAAAAGCUCUGGGUUACUAGAAGUGUUGAAGCAAAGACUGGAUGACCAUCUCUCUAAGAGGUUGUAGAAUGUGGCUUGAGAUCCCACUCUUCACAAUUCAUCUGAAAAAAUCCUAGGGUGGACUCCUGGCUAUGAGUGUCAUCAUCCGCAAGACCCAAAGACUCUCCCAAAGACAUUCUUCUUCACUCCCUACAGCCCGGCCAUGACACCAUCAGGAGCCAGAGACUAAUAAAGAGACGGGGACCCCCGCUUUCCCCUCCCCCAAUUCAGGCAA
Messenger RNA from Sarcophilus harrisii (Tasmanian devil), 1033 nucleotides. RefSeq lists its product as uncharacterized. NCBI's taxonomy places the organism in Eukaryota, Metazoa, Chordata, Mammalia, Dasyuromorphia, Dasyuridae. The transcript has 9 exons. The coding region runs from base 152 to 826 and encodes 224 amino acids. The record is from RefSeq and is a predicted model, not a curated record.